Molecule: messenger RNA, 1014 nt
Organism: Spodoptera exigua (beet armyworm)
Lineage: Eukaryota; Metazoa; Arthropoda; Insecta; Lepidoptera; Noctuidae
Source: the annotation of a GenBank genome assembly
AUGUCUCAACAAGGGCCGGCGUUCGACGUCAACGCGAUGACGCUGACUCGGUGGGUGCUCCACCAACAGCGAACUGCUCCAACGGCCACCGGCGACCUGACGCAGCUCCUCAACUCCAUCCAAACUGCUGUGAAGGCCAUCCAGUCGGCCGUGAGGAAAGCCGGCAUCGCUAAACUGCACGGCAUAUCAGGAGACACCAAUGUCCAGGGCGAGCAGGUCAAGAAGUUGGACGUAUUAUCCAACGACCUUUUCAUCAACAUGCUCAAGUCUUCCUUCACCGCGUGCUUGCUGGUCUCUGAGGAGAACCCUACUGUGAUACAAGUUGAAAAUGAUAAGCGUGGUAAAUACGUGGUGUGCUUCGAUCCGCUCGACGGGUCCUCAAACAUCGACUGUCUGGUGUCCGUCGGGUCCAUCUUCUCUAUUUACAAAAAGAAGUCCGCUGGCGACCCAGUAGAAGCUGAUGCCUUACAACCUGGCAAUGAGCUGGUAGCAGCUGGUUAUGCCUUGUAUGGAUCUGCUACUAUGAUGGUCCUGUCUCUAGGCAAAGGCAAGGGAGUCAACGGAUUCAUGUACGACCCUUCCAUUGGAGAGUUCAUCUUAACCGACCCUAACAUGAGGAUACCUGAGAAGGGAAACAUCUAUUCUAUUAAUGAAGGAUACGCAGCUGAAUGGGCGGCAGGGCUUAGGCGAUACAUAGAAGAUAAGAAGAAUCCUAAGACCGGCAAGGCUUACGGAGCACGUUACGUUGGUUCCAUGGUAGCGGACGUUCAUAGGACUAUUAAAUAUGGCGGUAUCUUCAUGUACCCAGCUACAAAGUCAGCUCCGAAUGGAAAACUUCGUCUGCUUUACGAAUGCAACCCGAUGUCGUUUAUCGUGACUGAAGCUGGUGGUUUGGCCAGCAACGGCCAGAUCCCGAUCCUGGAUAUCGUUCCCACGGGCAUCCACCAACGCGCUCCCUGCUACCUCGGCUCCAAGAAAGACGUGGAGGAACUACUAUCGUAUUUGAACAACUAG